This is a messenger RNA of Pelagomonas calceolata, 2177 nucleotides long. Lineage: Eukaryota; Pelagophyceae; Pelagomonadales; Pelagomonadaceae. The record is from the annotation of a GenBank genome assembly.
AAGAAACCCCGGCGUGCAGCAAGCUUGCGCAGAGAGCUCUCGCGUCCCGUCGGACGAUUCUGUCAAAAAAACAAACAAAACGGGUUCCGCGGCCCUGCCUCUCGGCUCGUUGCUCCUUUGGUCCGUGCGCGGGAUACGGACCAGCCAUCUACACAUCUAACUCUUGUCCGUUGCAGCCAAUCGAUCCUCGCUGGCCGCGGGCCGCGCAAGGCUAGACAAUCUCUAGACCAGCCUCAGACCAGCCACACUAAAACGCAGCCGCCGCGACGUUGCGCGUUGCCAACUCAGCAUCGCCGAGAGAUAACAGCUCAGCAGCGCUAUGGACACAACUCUCUCAGCCUUAGGAGUGGGCAGGAGCGGCCGCCACGCGCUCUGGCACCUCGGCCUGGCCUGCGCCGCUGGCGGUGCCGUAUUAGAAGCACUGACCAUCGCGGCGCCGUGCGCGGCCACGGAGUGGCUCGAGGACGACGACGACUCAAACGCUUCGGCGCGGGCGGGCACGGGGAUCGUCAUUGGUCAAAUAAUUGGCGCGGUCGGAUGGGCAGUGGCGGCUGACUUCUUGGGUCGCAGGGAGGCAAUUGUAUUAGCUUGCGUCGGGGCCACGGGCACCUGUGCCGUCGCCGCGUGCGCGUCAACGCCAUUCGCAUUUGAGGUGGGAGUAGCUGUCUGCGCGGCCAGCGCGACCGGCCUCUUUAUUCCGUCACUCCUACUCGCAGUGGAGCGGGCGCCCGUCACCGCGCGCGCCGGCUACGCGACGACGCUCGCGGCCUUUGUCGCUGUCGGCUCGGCUUUAGUUUUGGGAGCGCACGCUUUGCUUGCAGUAAUCGCCGGUGCAAUCGCAAGCUCCUCAGUCGGCGCGCAGUGGCGCGCCGCGCUCGCGUUCGCCGCGGCCCUGCCGUUCUUCGCCGGCAUCGCCUGCGCGCGAGGCCUGGUCGAAUCUCCGCGCUGGCUAUUAGCGUCAAACAAGCACGUCCAGCUGCGUACGCAAACACGCCAAGAAGCGGCACGGACCUUUAACGGUACGGGCACACCGGGCGCCAAUCGAGUCACAUCCAUCCUCGACGAUACUCUGCGCAACUCCGGCGAUGGCUCAAAGCCGGCCGUGCCUGCUCCGGGACAAGCCUGUAGAGCCUGCGUUGGGGGCGUCAAUCUGUGCGUCGUCGGUUUCGUAUUUCUCGUGGCCUUCGGGCUCUAUGGGAUUACGUCGCUGAUUCGCCUCGAGUUCGCGAGUGACGGAAGAAACGCGGCGGCGCCGUUCCGCCGGCGCCUGAGUCUGAGCUACGCGGACUCGGAGCCGUGUCCGGCGAUCGACUACGGCCUGGCGUUUUCGGGCCUGGCCUUCGACGUGCUCUUCGUGCUGAUAGCGCGCCAUGUCGUUGAUGUCAUGGGAAGGCAUCCUUGUUUAGCUGGCCUUGCAGCCUUCGCGGGAGGAGGAUUACUUUUCCUCUGUAUUCCAGAAUACUUCCCUUGGGCCAAAGGAGCUAGUAUAAACCUUGUCAUCUGCAUGAUGUCGAUGGCAAGAGGCGCGUUGACGACCGCAGUGUGGCUCACUUUGGUCUAUUCCGCCGAGACGCAAGGCGACCCGUCCUGAUCCGUGUGGAAAUCAACCAGUGCGUCGGGUGCACCGACAAUUCUUCACUAAGUCAUUUCUCGGCGAUGACGCGGCCGACCUGGCUCGGUCGAGCUGCGAGGAACCGGCAUCAGCACGCCAUCGAGCAGGCGUCGCGUCGAUGGCGUGGAGGACGACGCGACGAUUCAGCACGAACGCGCCGUAAAAUUUGAUUUCCACACAGGUCCCGAUCAGCUACCGUGGCCGCUGCCUAUUCAGCUAGAGGCUUGGGCGGUUUAGCGGCGUCGAACUGGGUAGCUUCUCCCAACUCGAUAUCAAAUGUGAUCCUGCUCGUCACUUUAGUCUGCGUUAGCGUGGGUUGGGCGGCGCACGCGCUGCCGAUGGAGAUGUCUAGAGUUCCAUUAGACUAUCACGAGCGCUCCAGGAACAGGCCGGUGGCCUCUACUCCGGUCCAAGCGCCGCAGCCGGCGGUGGGCGAGGUGUCGCCGUUGCUCGCGCAGUGAGUGGCCCUGGUGUAACCGUGUUGUUCAUCUAGUAGUCACAUAAAUAAGCUUAAUCUUCAGUGGCGCGCGCAGGCCUUGGUGCCGCGCUGCUGCCGAUGCGUCGC